CCCCUACUACCACGUGACGUUGAGCUUGGCGUUGGCAACUGGUAGCUCGACUGUCAAAUUUCCCCUAUCAAACCUCCUUCUCUCGCUCUGAGUCACUUCACUUCGAUCUCAGUUCUUCCUGAGCGGCGCGUAUUGAAACAAAUCAUAUUCCUUAUCCAGCUCUGAGGGGUUUUCAUCUAAUUAUUUGCGCGAGUGAGAAAUUGUAAUGUUGUGGCCUCAGUAUGAUAAAAAGUUAGGGUUUAGGGAAUUUAGCGGAGGUGUGUUGAUCCGGGCUUAAGGAUUGAGACAAGACUUUGAACAACAUGAAUUACCUUAUUGGUGCUUUCAAGCCGUCGUGUAGUAUUUCAAUCACAUUUACUGAUGGGAAAACUCGCAAGCAGGUUCCUAUAAAGAAGGAAAAUGGUCAAACAGUUAUGGUCCCACUUUUUCAAAGCCAAGAAAAUAUUGCUGGGAAGAUUUCUGUAGAACCAGUUCAAGGAAAGAAGGUCGAACACAAUGGUGUGAAAAUUGAGCUCCUCGGUCAAAUAGAGAUGUACUUCGACAGAGGAAACUUUUAUGACUUCACUUCCCUUGUUCGUGAAUUGGACGUUCCUGGAGAAAUAUAUGAAAGGAAAACAUAUCCGUUCGAAUUUUCCACUGUUGAAAUGCCAUACGAGACAUACAAUGGGGUGAAUGUAAGGCUCAGAUAUGUCCUGAAAGUGACUGUAAGUCGUGGUUAUGCUGGAAGCAUAAUUGAGUACCAGGACUUCAUGGUUCGUAACUAUUCCCCAUCUCCACCAAUCAACAACAGCAUCAAGAUGGAAGUUGGAAUUGAAGAUUGCCUACACAUUGAGUUCGAGUAUAAUAAAAGCAAGUAUCAUCUAAAAGAUGUAAUCAUUGGGAAGAUAUAUUUCCUUCUUGUAAGAAUCAAGAUAAAAAAUAUGGACCUUGAAAUCAGGCGCAGAGAAUCUACAGGAUCAGGGGCCAAUACGCAUGUUGAGACAGAGACACUUGCUAAAUUUGAGUUGAUGGAUGGUGCUCCAGUCAGGGGUGAAUCAAUACCAAUCAGGCUGUUUCUAAGUCCUUAUGAACUGACCCCAACACAUCGCAACAUUAACAAUAAGUUCAGUGUAAAGUAUUAUUUAAACCUGGUUUUGGUUGAUGAGGAGGACCGCCGGUAUUUUAAGCAGCAGGAGGUUACAAUAUACAGGCUGCAAGAAACUUCGUGAUUUGAGCAUUGUACACAUGUCAUUACUGCAAGACAUUUGGAUGAUACAAGAUUAAACUGCUCGUCUGCCUUAUGACACCUUGUAAAGUGGUGAACCAUUGUAUGCUUGCUUGGUCACAUGUUUGUUCAGAAAUGUUCCAAUUUGUGUUGUGUACAAGAGACAGAUAAGGGGUGUGUGGCAUCUGUUUUUUGAAUUUUCUGGAAAACAAUAAUUAAAGAGGGAAUCUGAUUGUUUUCUCAGUGGGGUUGGGUUCAAAUAGGAAUGGGAAACCAUUAAAGAGGGGCCCGUGAGCCCUUUGUUGGAUGUUUGAUUGGGUUAAGUGUUUUGUUUUUGUAUCUGUUGUUGACACUUGAUACUGCGCUUGGUGGUGAUGUUAUUUCCUUUAUUUAUGAAUCUGUUAUUUUCUGCAUUA
This is a messenger RNA of Tripterygium wilfordii, 1620 nucleotides long. RefSeq names its product vacuolar protein sorting-associated protein 26A-like. The coding region runs from base 303 to 1208 and encodes 301 amino acids. The record is from RefSeq and is a predicted model, not a curated record. Gene Ontology annotation, biological process: retrograde transport, endosome to Golgi; intracellular protein transport. The transcript is spliced from 14 exons. Gene Ontology annotation, cellular component: endosome; retromer complex. Lineage: Eukaryota; Viridiplantae; Streptophyta; Magnoliopsida; Celastrales; Celastraceae.